Molecule: messenger RNA, 4496 nt
Organism: Silurus meridionalis
Lineage: Eukaryota; Metazoa; Chordata; Actinopteri; Siluriformes; Siluridae
Gene: ankef1a
Product: ankyrin repeat and EF-hand domain containing 1a
Molecular function (GO): protein binding
Source: RefSeq, a predicted model, not a curated record
GACAAGAAGUCUUCUUUGGUUUUGUGGUCAGGGGGCAGAGGAGGUCCAUGGUUGAGGAAAGGGAGGAGAGGAAGGAGUCAGUGGCAAAGUCCAAGGAUCGGGAGGAAAAGGAGUAAGGGUCGGGAAGAGAUAAAUGGUUACAGGAAGCUACAGAGGAGGGAAAGAUGGAGUGGAGGUUGCUGCAUGAGUUCGGAAGCUACAUCCCGCCUGCAGGAGCUGCAGAUUUACCGACUGCUGCAGUGUGUGCGUGCACAAGACACCGUACAGGUCAAGAAGCUGUUGCAGGUUGGAGUUCACAACCUCGUCAACAUCACUGAGCCGUGCAAGGGCAAAGGUGUCCUGCAUGUGGCUGCGGUGGCGAAUGACAUUGACAUGAUCGAAUUGCUAAUGCUUAAUGGAGCCAGUCCAGAUGUCCAAGAUAAGCAGGGAUGCACAUCAGUGAUGUUGGCAGCCGAACUCGGACAUGAUGGCGUGGUGGCUCUGCUGGCUGAGAAGCAUGCAGAUAUGAUGCUGACAGACACAGAAGGGAAAGGUGUGCUUUUCUAUUGCCUCUGUCCCACCAAAAGGCACAGACGCUGUCUGCAGGUGGCGCUGAACAACAAGGCAGACGUGAACAACGUGACCCAUGCGGGCAUGCCUCUUUUCCUACAGGCCUGUGAGAACGCCCAGGAAUGCGAGGACAUGUGCCUUAGACUGCUGGAGAGAGGGGCCGACCCUAAUUCUGCCAAUCAGGUGACAGGUCGCACUUCUCUAAUGGAGGCGGUAAGAGCAGGAGCAGUGCAGCUGGUGAGAGCCAUCCUUAAAAGAGGGGCAAAUGUCAACACACUGGACAUCAAUCGGUUCAACGCGGUUCACUUUGCUGCCGAAGGAGGCUAUUUGGAAAUCCUUCAGGUGCUGUCUGCAUACGUAGCAGACAUGGGAGUAAUGACGGCAGAAGGAAACACGGCUCUGCACUAUGCUGCCCGAGGCGGCUUCUCUGAAUGCUGCAGGUUUUUGGCACUGAGAGGAUGCAAUCCCAAGCUGAAAAACACUGAGGGCCUGCUACCCUGUCACAUCGCACAGAACUUGGAUCACAAGGCUUCAGUGAAAGAGCUGAAGAAGGCUGAGCGUUUAAAUAGGAAGCUGUUAAAGAGCUACAAUAACGAUUCCUGGCCACUGACCCUUUAUGACUGGUCUCGUGAAAAUGAAGAUGAACUUCGAAAGGCUUUCGAUUUUGCUUCUCACGGAAUUACAAGCUUGGAGGUGGUUUCUUUCGAGAAUUUUGUCUCAGUUCUUCGAGACUUCCAGGCGCCGAUAGGUAACGAGCACGUCCGGAAAAUUCUGCUUGCUCAUGAUAAGCAUAGGCAAGGUUUAAUUAACGUCAAUGACUUUUUCAAAGGUGUCAGAUAUCUGCCCAGGGCUCUUGUUAUGACCUCUAGUGAACUAAAGAAGGCAAAGAAAAGGCCUGGUACGUCAGGUAAGGGUAAGAAGAAAAGCAAAUUGAACCUUGCUUUGCCAAUUUGCAUCCUCCCACCUGAAAGUGUUCACCGCCGAGAUGACGGGGGUCCACCGCAUUUUAUGAUUGAGAAGUACCAGUUUGUUACAGACACAAACCGAUUUGAUCAGGACCAUCCACCUCGACACCCGAUAGAAGAUGACUCUGCCUGGUAUAUAGACACGGAAAAGACAUUCAUAAACAUUAACUACUGUGUUAAGACUGGAGACAUUGAGUCCCUGAAAAUGGCCUUUAGUCAGAAGGUCUCAGUUGAGGUGAAAGAUCACUUUUACAAGACACCACUAAUGACUGCUUGUGCAAGUGGGAAUUAUGAAGUGGCCAGAUUUCUACUUAAUCUUGGGGCCGAUGUAAAUGCACAUGAUCAGUUCCGCUGGACUCCAUUACAUCACGCCUGCCAUGCUGGACACCUCAACAUUAUUAAAUUGUUAGUGGAGGCAGGGGCUUCAGUUAACAUGCCCACUUUUAAUGGAGCCACACCGUUAAUGAGGGCCAUUGAGAGUUCCAGGCCCUGUUGUGUGGACUAUCUUAUCAAGGCUGGAGCAACAGUUACAGCAGAAAACAUUUCAGAGCAAAGCUGCUUGGACAUUGCCCGUGUGUAUGCAGACUUUCGGAUUGUAAAGUUGAUCCAGGACAAGGCUAAUAGCUUUUGGAAGCCAAGGGAGCACAAGAAAGCCAAACCUCAGGCCAAACCGAGACCAGCCACCAGCACUUCCAUUAACGAGAAGGGCUCUGUUCCCACACCACAGGCCCCAGAGGACUUUGCAGCCUCGACAGAUAAAACAGAAAUACAGGACAACAGCGUGAUCUUUCACAGCACCCAGAUCACCAGUGGAGCGCUGAAAAAAGACAUCAGCUUUGUGCCAAAAACGGUGUGGGGCAAACAACUGACUACUAACCAGCAGAUGGAGAAGAAGGAAAAAAGGAGACAGCAUUUCACUUAUGGAGAUUUUGAUGACUUCUGGAUGCCUUUCGGAAAGAAUGUUGAAAAGAAAGCACUAGAGCAAUCACGGAUCUUGGAGCAAAACUGACGACCGUUAUUGGUCGGAUUUACAGUAUGUUCCUGAAUGUCCUGUAAGCUAUAAAAUCUAAGGAAUUAUUUGUCAUUUUAUUUACAUUUAUAAAAAGUGUUUAUUAUAUUCAUGCAGCCUGUAUGUGUAGAGCAAAUCAGACUGCGAAAUGCAGGACUCCUGUAUAUCGUUGGCUCAACAUUUCGUAGUUUGUGAGUAAAUAGUAAUCAAUAAUGCAUGCAUCAUCUCGACUUUCUCAUGAAGUCGAAUAGUAGUGUAGGUGGAGAAAGAGUUUGGGGUAGAGAUCUGUGUACAUGUAUUUGUGUAUGAGCAUGCGUGCUUGUGUGUGUGCGUGUGUGUGUGUGUGCUGUUUGCUCACAGGGCUGGGCCACUCUAUGCAGGCAUUUCUCCACACCUCCUCCUUUAUCUUGUUUAUCUCAGCAUCCUAUCUGCAUGCUUUUCAGACCUUCAGGCUUUAUUACACCUUCCUCAAUCCUCAGAAGACGGUGCAUGCGUGUGGUUUGGGACCAAGAAGGGGUCGGAAAGCUGAAAGAGCAGCACCGCAAAUGCGUUUUUUCAAUCAUUGAAAGUGUUGGCUGAAUGUAUCUGUUUGCUUGUAGCUGCUUAAAGUGCUAGAUUAUUUUACUCGAUGUACUCCUGCAUGUAGCAGGCCUGGUUAUAGCUUGGCAGGUCACACCAGGGGGAAAUGCGCCAUACUGCAGCACUGGCUCCUGCAGCACAAGUAUCUCUAUAUUCCCCGCAGUUCCUGUGAGUGACCAGCAGAGGGUGAAGCAGGGGCUCUAUGUUUACAUACAGAGAGCUGGCUGGGACGCUCUUAGUGUCUCAUUGCAAAAUGGCAGCCAGAAUAAACACGGCUGUUUGAUGUCUGAUGAAAAGAUCAACAACAAAAAUUGGACAAUCGUACAUCAUGGUUCAGCAUUUAAAUAUAACUCAUUUUCUAAACUUAAAAUAUGUAUAAAUGUGUUCUCAUCCACUAUAUUAUAUUAACCUCCACUCUUCUUGGAAGAUGUUCCACUAGAUUUUGCAGUAUGUUUUUUACUAGAUUUCAGAGCUUUAGGUACUGAUGUAGGUGAGGUGAGGAAUCAUGGGGUGCAGUCAGCGUUCCAGUUUAUCUCAAAAGUUGUUCAUUAGGGUUUAGGUCAGAGCUUCAGAGCUUCAUAGCUAAAAAAUUCUUCCACUCCAACCCAUGUAAACCAUACAUGAAAGCAACGAAAGGUGCCUUAUUUUUGUCACAUGUACAUUACAGCACAGUAAAAUAUUUUCUCGCCAAAUCCCAGUGACGUUACAGUGAAGCUGGGGUCAGGCAUGAUAUAGCUCCUCUCAAGUACAAAGGUAUAAAGGCCCCAAGAGUGGCAGCUUGGAAAUACCGGGCCGAGGAUUGAACCCCUACCUUCCAAUCAUAACCCAGAGUCUUAACUACUAAGCUACCACAUCCCCCCUUUAUUGAGCUGGCUUACCUACCUAUCUGCCUACCUUCAUGGAACUGGCUUUGUUCAGAGGGGCAUUGUCAUGCUGAAACAACUUUGGGUUUCCUAGUUCAAGUGAAAUAUAUGGUAACAGUUUGGGGAAGAACUACAUAUGGCUGGAAAAGUCAGGUGUCCCAAUACUUUUUCAUAUAGUGUAUAUAUGUAGAUGAGAAAAGACACAUUAAUAUUACACAGAACAUAUUUGGCCCAUUUUUGAUAAUAGUGUAUUUAAUAAAUAGCACAUAACAGACUGUACAGUUAUAUAAUAAUUAUCAACGCAGGGAUGGUGUGAUGUGGAACGACCAAAAACAGCAUUUCAGUUCGCACACAGAAGUGUAUUAUUUUUGCAUCACUGCAUGGUCUGGAGUGUGUUAUAUAAGUGGUUUUAUUUUUAUUUAUUUAUAAAAGACAGGUUAUGCCGGUUCCUGUUUUCUCAUAGCCAUUAUUACUCUGUCGUAACAGUUACUCUGUUUCUCUUACUCUGAACAAUAAAUAUUUUACAAGGCA